Messenger RNA from Chenopodium quinoa (quinoa), 1834 nucleotides. Its product is annotated as transcription factor bHLH94-like. The record is from RefSeq and is a predicted model, not a curated record. The coding region runs from base 421 to 1596 and encodes 391 amino acids. The transcript is spliced from 3 exons. Gene Ontology annotation, biological process: regulation of transcription by RNA polymerase II. Gene Ontology annotation, molecular function: DNA-binding transcription factor activity, RNA polymerase II-specific; RNA polymerase II cis-regulatory region sequence-specific DNA binding; protein dimerization activity. Lineage: Eukaryota; Viridiplantae; Streptophyta; Magnoliopsida; Caryophyllales; Amaranthaceae.
UUAAAACUCCCUCAAACUUAUAAUUACUCCACUUACACAAUCAUCAUCAUAAAUCCAUUCAAAUCGUUGUAAAAUUGCGCACCUCCUCAUUUUCCCCCACCUCUCUCUCUCUCACUCACUCUGAAAAAGCCUCACGUGCAAGAAGGCAUAGCCUGUAGUUUUAAACAAACACUGUAUUCCUGAUUACUCACAGUAGUACUGUAUCUCUUGGAACCUUCAACCAUAUAUUUUCACCUUUUUUCUGUGUUUUCCCUUUAUUUUUCUAUUUUAUGACACCCUUAAUUGCUUAUAUAAUAAAGCUGUCUACCCCCCAAUAAAGCUACUCUCCUUAUCCCUUUUUUCUUCCUCACAUUUUUUGGUCUCUCUCCUUCAACUUCUUUUUAUUAUUUCUCUCUUAAUCAUCAUUAUUAUCACCUAAUUAUGGCAUUAGAAGCAGUGGUGUUCUUUCAAGACCCACUAAUUAAUAAUAAUCCCUGUUCUACUACUACUAAUAAUUUUGGUAUCAACUUUGAGUUUUCCAAUAAUUAUUUUUCUCAUCAUCCCUCUAAGUUUUUCGAAGAUACUUUUAAACUACCUUUAAAUGUUGGGUUAUUUGAUCUCGUCAAUAAUAAUAAUAAUAUUUACGACUUCAAUAAUAACAUAAAUACUAUUACAACCCCUGAUUUUAUCAUUCAAAAUAAUAUCCUUCAAUGGCAACAACAACAGCAACAUCAUCAGCAGUAUGUUACUACAGCUGAUUAUUCUUCGCCGGAAGAUCAUUUGUAUCAAUCCGGCGAAGCCCCGGCGCCGUCUACAGCUGCCGAACCCCCUGUAAGUGGUGGGGUUCGGAGGAAGAGACGGCGGCGGAGUUGUAAAAACAAAGAGGAAGUGGAACACCAAAGGAUGACUCACAUUGCUGUGGAGCGAAAUCGCCGGAAACAGAUGAAUGAGUAUCUUGCUGUGAUUAGGUCCUUGAUGCCUCCUUCCUAUGUUCAAAGGGGAGAUCAAGCAUCAAUAGUUGGAGGAGCAAUAAACUAUGUGAAAGAGCUAGAGCAACUAUUACAGUCAAUGGAGGCACAAAAGACAUCAAACAAACAACCCCGCUGUCACGACCACCACCAAAAUCCAACGUCACCACCACCACAAGGCGGUGGCGACAACGAAAACAAAAAUGUUGGUAGUCAUAAUAAGUUGGAUUCUUGUACAGAACCAACACCAUUUGCUGACUUCUUCAGCUUCCCACAAUACUCAACUAGGUCAAAACCUAGCUCGCCCGGGUCAGGUUCCGGUUCCGGUUCAGGAAGUAGUGGCAACUCAGUGAGUUGUAGCAACUCAGGUGUGGGUGACAUAGAGGUGACAAUGGUGGAAAGCCAUGCAAACGUGAAGAUAUUGGCAAAGAAAGAAGCAAAGCAACUAAUAAAAUUAAUAGCAGGAUUUCAGGGUCUUCGUUUAAAUGUUCUUCAUCUUAACGUCACUACUGUUGACUCUUUCGUCCUUUACUCUUUAAGCCUCAAGGUCGAGGAAGGAUGCCAAUUGAAUUCAGUUGAUGAUAUCGCGGCUGCUGCUAAUCAUAUUCUUGGUCAAAUCAAAGAGGAAGCUGUAGAUCAGUCACUUUAAUAUGAUUAUGCAUAUAAUUUAAGCUUUUAAUAAUCUGUAUUAGUAGCGCUAAUGACAGGCUAGGUAAGGGGGUUUUCAAUUAUUUAAAAUCGUUGGCCCUUUAUAUUAUCCACAAUAUUUUUUUUCCCAUUAAUAGCUCAUUUUUUUCGCCAUACCUCAUCUUUUUACUGUAAUACUGUUAAAUUACCCCUUUUCCAUGGUGGGGUAAAGCUUGAUUUCAGAAGGCCUUUUUUGUGCA